Molecule: messenger RNA, 3272 nt
Organism: Trematomus bernacchii (emerald rockcod)
Lineage: Eukaryota; Metazoa; Chordata; Actinopteri; Perciformes; Nototheniidae
Product: muscle M-line assembly protein unc-89-like
Exons: 4
Coding region: 196-1638 (480 amino acids)
Molecular function (GO): DNA binding
Source: RefSeq, a predicted model, not a curated record
GGACGACCGGAAGUGGUGGUCGUAAAAUAAACAAGCAUCACAUUUCCUAUUAAGUCUUUAUUCGCAGGUCACGACUAUCUGGUUAAUCUUUAAAAUGAAACCUGACUCCCACGGGGGAUUUCUUUAAGGUGAGUUUACCGUGGAGGCAUGUCAGAAGUUUCAUUAGAAAAUUCAAGUCAGGUCUAAAAGUGCAGAAUGGGUGUGUUGCACUCAACACAGAGUAAGGAAGGCGAAAAGUGUCAGCAUGUUACAGAAGUAGUCCAAGCUGACGGCAACAGUAGUGAAGAGGAAACAUCGACAGCUACCACACAACAAAGAGAUUUGUGGAGCAUUGAGGGAGAUUCCACUGUGCACAUGUCUGACAACAGUGCCACUAAAAUAGGAGCGGGGAUGCCAGAAGGUUCCAAUAAGUUGAAGAUUUGUGUUACAGACGAUGUUAACAUCAUGAAGCUGGUUUCAGGCAUUGCAAGUGAUGGCACAACUCAGUCCCCUAGGGAAAGAGGGUGUCCAAAACUCACAAAGCACGAAGAGCAUGAAGAAUCGGGAGAUGUCCAUGCUGACAUUUCUGUUCAAACUCAAGUUUCCCAGGAACAGGCCAGUAAUGAAGACAGCCUUACGAGUCCGACAGACCAAUCUCUUAAGAAAAGAGGCAGGCCAAGGAAUUCUGAGACGGCUGAUGUCAAAGACUCACCGAAGGGAGACUCUGAAAUACCAACAACGGGUCGUCCAAAAGGAUCCACGAAGCACAAGUUAGAAUGUUUAACAAGUGAAGAGAAUGAGAGACCGACGCGGGGGUCCGAGUUGAGCAGUGAGGAGGACGAGGAAGAGGAGGAAGAGGAGGAUGAUGAUGAUGAUGAUGAUGAUGGAAGCCUAUACUCUCCAAUAAGGAAGAAAGGUCGACCUAGGAAGGUGGUAACACCAGUGGGGUCAACACAGAACACAUCAAAUGAAACCCCAGAGACGGCUAAAAGAGGGAGGCCGAGAAAAAGUAUCGUACAGGAGAGCGGAGAUGAACAGGAGCCGCCAGUUAAGAAGGCAAUGGGUCGACCGAAAGGAUCCACGAAGCACAAGUUAGAAUGUUUAACAAGUGAAGAGAAUGAGAGACCGACGCUGGGGUCGACACAGAACAAGAAGAAGGCAAUGGGUCGACCGAAAGGCAGUUUCAAAAAGAAGGUGCUCGAUGACGAAGGCCAGCCUGAGAGUAGCCCGCCCCAAAAAGUUCCAGCCAAAAAGGGAAGGCCACGAAAAUAUCCUUUGCCCACCCUUGAGGAGCUGAAUGCGCCAAAAGUACAGAAGAAGCUUGGAAGGCCUCGCAAGAGUUUACCCGCCUCUUCAUCCUCACCAAGCAGGGAUGUUGACACCCCAAAAAAAAGGGGUCCCCCCCCAGGUACUCCAAAAAGUGACGUUGGUACCCCAAAAAAAAGGGACCGUCCUCCAGGUAAUCUUAAAAGUGAUGUUGGCACCCCAAAAAAAAGGGGCCGCCCUCCAGGUACUCCAAAAAGUGAAGUUGGCACCCCGCAUAAGAGGGGUCGCCCUAGAGGUUCAGUCAGACAAAGUGAUGCCAAGCUCAAGACCACCCUCACCGAACAUUCAGAAGGAAGUGAUGCAUCUUCUGAUGGGGAAGAGUCGGUAGAAUAGGAGGUGGGGCGAAACACAAAGACAUCCAACGAGCACGGGACAAUACAAACAAAUCCCUUAUUCAGGAUGUAAGCCAGGGAUUAGUUACCAAAUGUGAAAUAAUCAAAACAUGUUUUGUUUUAUUUGAUCAAUUGGUUUACGUAAUUUUUUCAAACAAAAAUGGAAUAUUCCCUGAUUUGAGCUUCUAAAAUGUGAAAAUAUUUGUGUUUUUGUACUACUCUUUGACAGUAAACUGAAUAUCUUUUAGUUUUGGUAAAAACAAGAUGUCUCAUAUUGUCAUCUUGAGCUUUGGUUAACACUGAGCAACAUUUUAACAAUUUUCUGACAUUUCGAGACCAUGACUGACAGAUUAAUCAACAAUGAGGAAUAGUUAGUUUCAGCCCUACUUGGAAGUUUGUGACCAGAGGAACCAUCCUGGACUGACCCAAAAGUUGCUGUUGAAAACAUAGAAUACCAUUUUGUAAAUGAAAAAGUGUUUUUGACAUUUGUUCAGUUAGGUAGGCUUCUUCAGAUUUACUUCCAUGUGGUUUGAAUGGGCUUAUUUAUUUAUUUUAAAGUAUUUUAUUACUGUCAUCUUGAGUUUUUUUUAAUAGAGCUAGUGUACACUUUCAAGUUUAUCAUUAUAAACUGAUUGUGACAUUUUUCAUGCAGUGUUCAGAUGUAGUAUUAGUCAGUUUGACUGUAACUGUGAAACGGUUUUACUUCCCAGUUCUGUGAAAUGAUUUAGAAGGAACAAAAGUUGAAACUUUGGAAAGUUAAUACAAAAAGUGAAACUAGAGAGAGGUGAAGUUCUGAUAUCACCUCUGUUCCGAAUAGCUACUGUAACUCAAAACAAUCUGCAUUUCUGAAAUGAAUAGUGUGAUCUUGGGGUGAACUACCUUUUUUUCAGGACAUACUAGCAUAUAUAAACGGAGCGAUAUCAAACAUUUUUGCCAAGUGAUUUUCAACUUUGACCUGUAUGUGGCAUGUUAAGAGUAAAGAGGUGACUACAUGUGAACAUAAUGUUUUGAUUACAUUAGUAUUUUUAAUUUUAUAGUGUAAAAAGUCUAAAACGGGUCACUUCUAGCUAUGAGCCUACAGAGAAUUAUUGUUGAAUAAUUCUCAUUGUAAAGUUUUAAUGUUUGUUCACCCACUGCUUUUAUGGCACCAUUUUCAGCCCCAAAAGGCAGCGGUCUUUAGCACAAAAAGAAAAACGUAUAAAUAGCCGAUGUACAAAGGAGAAGGACAAAUGAAAGGACCAGCUGGAGCAUGAGCAACUAAAGAGCCAGAUGUUUCUCUCAGGAGUUGGUGAAGACCAAAACUGAGCUUAAAUCACGGAGUGAAUAUUGAAAUAUUCUCUCAAACAAGACUCCUAAUGACUGAUGAUGUUUUCUGUGUAACUGCCUGAUGUGGAAAUAAGCAACACUUUGUCAUAUUGUUACAUACAGUAUAGAAAGCUUUUUAUUUUGUAUUUUUAUAACUUCGGACCGUCAUGAUGUAAACUUCUUAAUUUACUUGAUUUUUGGCACCAUAAGUAAAUGUGUGUCAUGACCUGGACAUCAUUAUUAUUUUAAGUCAAUAAGCUAGUAAUAAGUUAGUUGACAUAUUUCCAUUUUGUGUGUUUUGAACAAGAUUGAAAUAAAAUGUUGAUUUUA